This is a messenger RNA of Plutella xylostella (diamondback moth), 3034 nucleotides long. It is a transcript of the gene LBR, whose product is annotated as lamin B receptor. Gene Ontology annotation, cellular component: endoplasmic reticulum membrane; nuclear inner membrane. The record is from RefSeq and is a predicted model, not a curated record. Gene Ontology annotation, molecular function: Delta14-sterol reductase activity. Gene Ontology annotation, biological process: cholesterol biosynthetic process. NCBI's taxonomy places the organism in Eukaryota, Metazoa, Arthropoda, Insecta, Lepidoptera, Plutellidae.
AACAUAAUACCAACCUUAUAAAAUAAAAAUAUGCUCUCUCACUUACACUUAGCAAGCACUGGUUAAGGAUGAAAGAGACAAGUAAUAAUAAAACGAGGUGGCCUUAACUAUUUUUAGCCAAUCAUAAGGCUUGUUUUCAAAAAAAUCAGCGUCGUUCGUUGUAAUCGGCUUGGCGGCGCUUCGUUUUUUGCUUGGCGUUGAGUUGAUUCUGUGCCGUAGAGAAAUUAAUAUUUUUAUUUGUGUUUACAUCGGUAAUCGUGGUUAACUAAAGUUUAUACAAGUGUAUACCGUGUAUUUGAAUUUAAAUAUUCAAUGAGAAGAAAAAAUAUACGUUUGUGACAGCACGAUGUCGACUAGAAGUGGCCGUAUUCGGCCGAGCGCCGUGGAGCUGAGUCCACCGAAAACACGCAAAGGAGUUUCGCCGCCGCGGUCUCCCGCCAGAACUCGCAAGACCUCGCCCCCCGCGCGGUCGCCCUCGCGCAAGUCGCCCUCCCGCAAGUCGCCUUCCCGCAAGCCCGCGUCGAAGUUUCCCGCCCGAAAAUCCCCCUCAAGAACCACCAAAGAAGCCGAAACCGUUCCGAAGUCGCCCGCCAAACGAAUCGCCAUCAAAACUGAUGUCGAUGUCAAAUUAGUGGACUUUGCCAAAGUAGACCUCACCCGCAGCACUAGAACUCGACGCUCGGAAUAUUCCAUCAAAGACUACUCUUCCUUAGCUGACGAAUAUGCGUCAGGAGAUAAAGUCAACGGCGUGGAUUCGCUACUUAACUCUAAAGAUGGGUACGGUGUGCGGAGUAGAAAACCCACUGAGGAGGUGGCUCCCCGCCGCUCCAGUCGACUGAAGGAGUUCAUGGACAAUGCUGAACGCAGCCUCAGCAAGUCUGUCAGCAAAUCAGUCAGCCAGUCAAUAGACACAUACUCCGACGAGGAGGAGGAUGAUCUACGGAGAGGCAAAUCACAGUCUGUGACAAGAAAACUGGCCACACCAAUACGGGAGAGUGUCAGCAAGCUGGCCCAGAUCAGCAGCCGCUGGGAGUUUGGUGGUAGAAUAGGCUCAGCGGUUCUGAUAGUGCUGCUGCCCGCUACAGUAUUCUCUAUAUUAGUUUCAUGCUCUAAAUCUUGCACCGUCAAGGCUCUCACUGACAUAUCCAUGUACAAAAGCAUAAUCUCCACAAACAGUUUAUUGGCCUUAGCAUUGAUAUCAGCACAAUAUGUCAUACAAGCGGUGUUUGCCUGCCUUCCGAUAAUGGGAACAAAAGCAGAGAGAAUGGAUGAUUCUGGGAAGAAGCACAAUUUCAAUGCCUUCUUUGCCAGUAUUUGCACAAUAACUUUACUAUUUGCUUUGGAUUUUACCAAAGUUAUCAAUGCUGAUGACAUAUUGAAAAACUAUGCUGCCCUGGCUGCUACCUCCUUUGCAUAUGCAGUCAUUUUGUCAAUUGUUUUGUUUUGGAAGAGCCGCAAGUUGGAUGACAGUCUGCUGAACCCGUAUGGAAACACUGGAUAUGUUGUGUACGACUACUGGAUGGGAAGAGAAAUACACCCUCACUUAAAACAACUUCAUGUCAAACUAUGGAUUUCAAGAAUCUGUAAUAUCAAUGCUCUGAUCCUGUCAGUAUUGAUAUUCAAGCACGGCAUCCACAUCCCAGCAACUACCACAGAAAACCUCAGUUUAGAGAACUACCAACAACUCCUCGGAAAAAUACAAUACAGGCCGAGCAUUCUGCUCUUCUCAAUGAUGCAAAUUGUGUACAUUCUGAACUUUGUAUUGAGGGAAUAUAAGGUCACUACUACAUUCUUCUGGCAAUCUGAAGGUGUUGGAUACUUGCAGCUGGUAUCCAGUGCCUUAUAUCCAUUUGUCUUUACAACACUAUCCAAGUUUGUUGUUGAUAAAGGAAUAUCAUUAUCCACUAAUACAUUGAUUGCCACUGUGGUCCUGUAUGUGGCUGGCCUACUGAUCAUGCUUGUUAGCAACAACAUCAAAUAUGAGUUCAGGAAAAAUCCUCUACACCCCAGCUUGACUCAUCUGGACUCCAUGCCAACGUUCCACGGGAAGAAACUGCUUGUGUCAAACUUAUGGGGCAUUGUGCGCCAUCCCAACUAUGCAGGCGACAUUAUGAUCCAUAUUGCCCUGGCGGUACCUGGUAUUGUUGCGAAGGAGCCAGUGGCGGCUGCUCCGGUCGUGCUAGCGAUUGUCGCCCUUCUGUACAGAGCCUGCAGAGACCACUUGAGGUGUAAACGACGCUACGGGGCGGCGUGGCAAAGGUAUUGUAAGCGAGUGCCUUCUGUUCUUAUACCUAAGAUACUUUAAAAGUUUUAACCCAUGUGGGUAAUUCUAUUUAGCAUUGAGGUGAUAGGUAUAUCGGCUCAACUUGAAUAUAAUAUUAUAUAGGUACUUAGUAGUUAGAGUUGAUGUAGUUUAUGAAUUUCAUGAAUAUGAUGAUAAACCACUCUAAGAUAACAACAUUUUUAUGACACCAUGUGAUGUGGAUUUGACGAAAAGGCAAGAAAGUGUAAUUAUAAGUAAUGUGCGUGUGUUAUUUGUGAUGAGAAUAGCAAAUUAAACACAUGCUGAGUCUUUAAAUAAAUCAUGUCACUGGAUACUGCACAUAUGGCACAAACUUAGCGCACUUUGAGUUCGUGCUUAAUCUUUAAUCUCGAAUAUUUUCAAGAUGUAGUUUAUAGUAUAGUUAGACAAAUUUGGAGUUUUAUUAGUUAAAAUAUAGGAUCUAAUAAUGUAAUAAAAUUAGUUUGGUUGCGGUUGCGAAUAGUUUUAACUAAGUAGCUCAUCUUCGAUCUAAAUACAGUUUAAAUCAUGAUCUCAAAGGAGAUUAUUUUAUUAAAGUAAUCAAGUACCCAAUUCAAAUAAUAACCACUGGACAAAGUAUAGGAAAGGAGCUCUCUAUAAAAUUAAUUUAUAUACCUAAUUAUAGGUAACUCAAAAUUUUACCUAGCAAUAAAAGACAUUAGACUUACUUUUUAAGGAGUUGUAGUAAUUAUUGUAUCUACCUAGUUUAUUUUAUGACUAUGAAUGAUUUUA